Caenorhabditis remanei is the source of this 1389-nucleotide messenger RNA. RefSeq lists its product as uncharacterized. Lineage: Eukaryota; Metazoa; Nematoda; Chromadorea; Rhabditida; Rhabditidae. Gene Ontology annotation, molecular function: gap junction channel activity. The transcript is spliced from 5 exons. Gene Ontology annotation, cellular component: plasma membrane; gap junction. The record is from RefSeq and is a predicted model, not a curated record. The coding region runs from base 1 to 1389 and encodes 462 amino acids.
AUGGACAAAGGCAAAAGUCGUGACGAGAUCUCAAAUUUUGUUUGUUGCAGUCUCCGCCAAGACCGUCAAAUGUUCUUCCACGCCACACUCGCCAGAAGUUUCAUCAACGCCCUAUCUGUCCGAGGUGACGACGACUCGGUGGACCGUCUCAACUACUACUACACUCCCCUGAUUCUAGCCGUCUGUUGUCUAGUCAUCUCAGCUAAACAGUACGGUGGCACCCCAAUCGAAUGUUGGGUCAAUCCGCACAGUCGAGAGUCGAUGGAGGAGUACAUCGAGUCGUAUUGUUGGAUUCAGAAUACCUAUUGGAUACCAAUGUACGAAAAUGUGCCGGAUGACCAUACCGCCCGUGAGGAGAAACAAAUCGGCUACUACCAAUGGGUGCCUUUUAUUCUUAUCGCCGAGGCGCUCAUGUUCUCGUUACCAUGCAUUUUUUGGAGACUAUGCAGUUUUCAAUCAGGACUCAACAUCCAAACCCUUAUUAACGCAGCAUGUGAUGCACAAGCUCUUCUCGACUACUCGGAUCGACAAAAAGCCAUCGAAGCGAUCACGUGCAAUUUCGUCGACAAUCUUGACUUGCAAUCGCCAAAUGGACGAAUAAAAGCGAGGGGAUGGAUAGCUCGUAUCAAGUUCUCCCGAUUCCUAUCCGGACAGUGUAUUUCCAUAUUCCAUAGCUUCACAAAACUGCUCUACUGCAUAAAUGUGGUCGCCCAGUUCUGUAUUCUGAAUGCGUGUCUGAAGAGCACCGAAUUCAUGUUUUUCGGAUUUCAAGUUCUCAGCGACAUUUGGGCAGGCCGUCCAUGGACAGAGACCGGUCACUUCCCCCGUGUGACCCUAUGUGAUUUCGAAGUCCGGUACCUGGCCAACCUGAACAGAUACACCGUCCAAUGCGCCCUUCUCAUCAAUAUAAUCAAUGAAAAAGUGUUUGCAUUCCUCUGGUGUUGGUACAUGAUUCUAGCCAUUAUCACCACUUGUUCGUUCAUCUACUGGCUUGCCAACUCGUUUAUUCACUCCGAGAAAGUGGAUUACGUCAUGAAGUUCAUUCAAAUCGCCGAGUCCAGUGAAUUCAAGAAAUUACAAAAGUUCGAGAAGGACGCGACUGUCGAGAGGUUAUAUACGGUCAUUGCAUUUGCACCACACCUCUUGGAUUCAUUUGUUUCUGACUUUUUGAAGUCUGACGGUAUCCUGAUGCUGAGAAUGAUAUCAAACCACGCUGGCGACAUGAUAGUCGUGCAACUAGUGAGAAACCUGUGGCAAGAGUAUCGAGAGAGAAAUUGGAGAGAAUUCGAAGAGCACGAAGAGAUGAAAGACUCGGAAUUGAGGAGAAUUCAGGGGACACGAGAGAGAAUUGUGAUUGCGAAUGUUGGACAGACGAAAUCGUUUCUUUAA